UUCAUGGCUCAGCAAUUUGGAUUAUACCUUGGAACAUGUGUUAUCUACUUCUGUUGGGAAUUCAGUGUUCAUUUGCUUCAGGUUUUGCACACAAGGAGAUGUGUUUUUGCUCCUUCUCAAGGUUCAGCUGCAGCAGAAACAAACCCUAGUGAAACCCUUAUUGCUGCAUUGGAGCAAAGUAUUCCAAGAUCUUUCGGCCACUAUUUAGCCUAUCUUGAUCUGUGCAUGGUUUCUGAGAGUAAUGUCGAUUCUUGGCGCCGAGCGGCUUUCUUUGAAGAGACUGGUGAUACAUACAAGAGGGUUAUAGCUGUUUGCUUGAGGCCUUUGGAGCAAUUUGCAUCGAGGUUGAGCGAAGGGUUAGAAGGUCAUUCUUCUGACAAGACAGAUAUCUUCUCCCAACAAUUGGCCUCGCCAACAAAUGGCGACAUGGGCUCAAAGAUCAGUGAAGCAUUCAAUGACUUUCAGGUGACAUUUUGCUUUUCUUAUUCAUUUCCGCAAGUAAAUUCCUAUGACUACAUUGAAUAUGUUUGGGUUUAUGGCUAUGGCAAGAUACAGAUUAUUGGCCUGUCUUGAGUCAUUUGCAUUUUCUAUGAAUUGAGGACCUUUUACUUGUCUUUCAUAUUAUUAAUGUUGUUCAUAUUUCUGAAGCUAAAGUUUGUGGGACUGAUGGGAUUGCUAACUUCGGUGUAAAUGUCCACAUAAAUAGGAUGCCUUUG
This is a messenger RNA of Amborella trichopoda, 716 nucleotides long. Lineage: Eukaryota; Viridiplantae; Streptophyta; Magnoliopsida; Amborellales; Amborellaceae. The record is from RefSeq and is a predicted model, not a curated record.